AUUAAUUUAGAGUCUAAUUCGCAGCCACCGUCAAUCACGGAUUCACGAAGAAACCACCGAGUUCACCAUCCGAGUUAUCGCUUCCGUGCAACUCGGUAUCAACAUUACCGUCUAACAGAGUAUGCAACUCGUCAGAGCCACCAGAUAAGUUCAAUAAGGCAGUGGGAGUGAAACCCAAUAACCACGACUCUGAACAUGUUAUUUGUCAGGUGAAAUCUACUUGACAAAAUUGUUAUUGUGGCUGAAACUGCUACUGCCAAGGGUCAAAGCCUUACAAUGUUCUGCUUAAUAAAAGAUUAAGUUAGAUUAUAAUUGCUUUUAUGAACACAUUUUGGUCUUGAGGCCUUUACUAAUUCUAUUUUAGUUAAAUUUAUUUCACUAGUUCAUUUUGAAAUGAUCUAUUUCCUUGUAUAUUAACGUUGGUAAACUUUGUAAUUGGUAUAGGUCAAGAGGUUAAUCGUUGUCGAGACAGACGAAAUUUACAAGGGACGCGAGCAGAAGUAGGAAAAUCAUUGAGCUCUUUGUCCUUCUUGGUCAUAAACCCUCAGGACAUGAUUGACUAAGUUUUCUUUGCUCAUCUUAUAGUGUAAAGUUGUUGAUUCUCUCUUUUAACUCACCAUUUUAGUUAAUGGCUGCUGGUAGUAUCUUAAAAGUAUAUAUGCUCUAAAUGUUGUAUAUUGUAUUGAAGAUUUGGACAAGACUAUAAAGUAUAUAUGCUCAUACUUGUUCAGUUUUGGAAUUGAUACUUUGCACUUACAUUCUUGAUAUAACAUGUGUAUGAAAUUUGGCAUGUUCUACACUAAAUUCCUUUGGACGAAGCUUUUGUGAAAACAAGAUAUACCGGAAGGCAAAUAUUCAAAUUCUUUUCUUGGAUAUAUGGGCUUGAAGAUUCACAUUUACACAUUUCCUUGUUCUUAUUUUAAUUGAUACAGUGUUGCUGUCUUUUUGUCAUGGACACGCCAACAUAUUGAAGUUACUGUAACAGAUUUAAAUCUUAGGAUCGGCUUUUGUGUAUUAUGCUACCUUUAAUCUAUCAAGAAUGGAUGUAGAUCAGAAUGGAGAAGUGAAAACUAUACAAUGCUGUCCCAAAUCAUUUAAUUUUAAAAUACAUUAGAUGCGGAUUUAUCUGUGGUUUCAAACUUUCCUGCCGAUUUACCUGCGUAUUUAAUUGUUGAUAUUUUCUCCGGGUUUACCUGCAGAAUUUCCAUAGAAUCUGUCAGGAAAAUCCGCAAGAAAUAUGUUGCACAUUUUCAAAGAAGUUUCCACAUUAUCUUUAUUAUUAUAUAUGACCAUGAUAAAAUAAAAACUUAACUCACCUUUUUUUAUUUUAACUUUCUAUUCAUAUUAUUUUGUUCUACCAAUCACAAUUUUUGUAAUGUGUGGGGUACUCGUGCGAGGCAAAGAUUUAUGUCCCAGGCAAGGUAGUCAAGAUCGAGAUCCGGGUCGUAGGAUCGUAAGAUCUUACAAUCUUUUAUUGCCUUUUAGUGCUAAGAUCUUGCAGAAAUCUUUUUCAUGUGCUUUUGUAGUCAAGAUCGAGAUCUUUUAAGUAAGAUCGUAAAAACCAUAGUGCUGGGCCUGUUUUGUUAGGCUUUCUAACCGGGUCAGAUUUUUUAAGUGAACCCGAUUUUUUUGUCUUACUUAAGUUCUGUCUUUCCUAACCCUAAAAUUAAAAAUGCAAAAUGGCUGCGGCAUCUUCCUCAUACGAUACUUUCCUACUUCCACGUAAAACAGAAACUUUUCACCAUCAUCUUCGCCAUUCUUCUUCCAUUGCUAUCAUCUUUGUUCUUCUCUCUCUGUUAUCAUCCCCAUUUUGUGUUCAUCUUAUUAAAUUAGGGAUUGAUGGUUAUGAAUUAUUAAUUAAAUUAGUUGAAUGUUGUGAUUUAUAGGUUAUCUUGUUCAUGUAUUAUAAUUUUCAUGUUUUUGUCAAUGUGAAUUUACCAUUUUGCCCUUUGGUAAGAUCUUAAGUGCCGUGCUACGAUCCUAUUUUUAGGAUCUUUCACAUGCCGUCCGAUCUUACUUAAGAUCCCGUGCUUGACUACCUUGGUCCCAGGAACUACUUUUCAAUAAAAACUGGUUUAUGCUUGUGGAGAGGAGAAAACAAAUUGUCCAUAUUAUGAUACUAGUAAAUAUAAUAAUUCAAGUAGUUGCUUACCCCAAGAGAAAACUAAUAAAUUAAGUUAGACAGUGGGAGCAGCGUCAGUGGUAGAAAAGUUUCCACUUGACUCUAUUUUAAAACAUAUCUGUUCCUUGCAUUUCACCUACUUCAAUCAGUUUUGAAUAUUCAACUUAUCAAGAGAUUCACUUCAAUUUAAUUUGUACUCAUUUCAAAGGUUGCAGUUUCUCUUUAACAACUGGUUGUUAAAGAUCAUUUUGUUUCCGCAAGCUGUUUGAAGUCAUUUUAUAUUAGUCUUCUAAGAGUUUCUGUGCGACUCAAGUCACAAGGAGAGGAGAAGAAAAGAGAAUCAAUGGAAAUUCUAACUUCUGUUGUUGGAAUAGUAGCAGAUUAUACUGUUGUUCCUAUUGGACGUCAAGCAAGUUACUUGAUAUUCUACAAAGCUAAUUUCAAUAUGUUAGCAGAUCAUGUUAAAGAUCUGGAGGCUGCAAGCGAAAGAAUGAUCCAUUUGGUUGAACAAGAAAAAAGAAAUGGUAAAGAAAUUGAAAGACAAGUGCUGAACUGGUUUGAGAUAGUGAACGAGGUCAUUGAAAAGGCAAACCAGCUUCAAAAAGACCCCCGUCGUGCCACUGUUAGGUGCUCAGCAUGGCCGUUCCCUAAUUUGCUUUUGCGUCAUCAACUAAGUAGGAAAGCCACAAAACUUGCAAAAGAUGUUGUUCAAGUUCAAGGAAAAGGGAUUUUUGAUCGAGUUGGUUACCUUCCCGCUCUAGAUGGAGUAGCCUCCUCCAGCUCAACAAGAGGUGAUGAAAAAUAUGAGACAAGGGAGUCACUUAAGCAAGAGAUUAUGAAGGCUUUAACAGACAAUAAUUUACGCAACAUUGGGGUGUAUGGGUUGGGUGGGGUGGGUAAGACCACUCUGUUGGAGGAAAUUUCUGAAAUAGCAAAGCAACAAAAAUUGUUCGAUGAAGUGGUUACAACACAUGUAUCCAAAAAUCCAGACAUGAAAACAAUCCAAGGGGAGAUUGCAGAUCUGUUAGGCUUGCGAUUCGAUGAGGAGACUAUUCUUGGCAGAGCUCAUCGCCUAAGACAGAGAAUCAAGAUGGAGAAAAAUAUCCUUGUCAUUCUAGAUGAUAUAUGGACCAGAAUUGAUUUGAAGAAAGUGGGAAUUCCAUUUGGUAAUGAGCAUAAUGGUUGCAAAUUGUUGAUGACAAGUAGAAAUCAAGAUGUUUUGGUGCAAAUGGAUGUCCCAAAGAAUUUCACUUUCAGACUUGAACUUAUGAGUGAUGAAGAGACAUGGAGCUUGUUUCAAUUUAUGGCUGGUGAUGUGGUUAACAACAGGGAUUUGAAAGAUGUAGCAAUUCAAGUUGCCCAAAAAUGUGCAGGUUUGCCUCUUAGUGUCGUUACGGUAGCACGUGCAAUGAAAAAUAAGAGGGAUGUCCAAUCUUGGAAAGAUGCAUUAAGAAAGUUACAAUGUAAUAAUCACACAGGGAUUGACGCGUUAACUUAUUCCGCUUUGGAAUUGAGUUACAACACACUAGAGAGUGAUGAAAUUAAGGCUCUAUUCUUGCUUUUUGCAUUACUUCGAGGCGGUCAUGUAGAGUAUUCUAUGAAAGUUGCAAUUGGUUUGAACAUGUUAAAGAAUGUUAAUACCAUGGAUGAUGCAAGAAACAAACAUUACAGAAUAAUCAAGUCUUUGGAGGAGACUUGUCUUUUGCUUGAAAGAAAAACAAAUGGAAAUAUCGAAAUGCAUGACUUUGUUCGUGAUUUUGCUAUCUCCAUAGCCCGCAGAGACAAACAUGCAUUUCUAAGGAAAUUCGCUGAUGAGGAAUGGCCAACCAAUGAUUUUUUAAACCGGUGCACGCAGAUCGUUCUAUAUAGGUGUCAUCAUUUGCACGAGCUUCCUCAAAUGAUUGAUUGUCCAAGCAUUAAGUUUUUCUAUUUGUACAGCAAUAAUCGAUCUUUAGAAAUCUCGGAUGCAUUUUUUGAGGGUAUGAAAAGCCUUACAGUGCUAGAUUUAACAUCUCUGAACUUGCCUUCGUUACCUACUUCGUUUCGGUUCCUAACCAACCUUAAAUCGUUGUGUUUAGAUUUAUGUGUUUUGGAAAAUAUGGAUGCCAUAGAAGCUUUGCAAAAUUUAGAAAUUCUUAGCCUCUGUAAAUCUUCAAUGAUUGAUCUGCCAAGAGAAAUAGGGAGAUUGACUCAAUUGAGAAUGCUUGAUUUGAGUCAUUCAGGAAUAGAAGUAGUCCCGCCCAAUAUCAUAUCAAACUUGACUAAAUUGGAGGAGUUGUACAUGGGCAAUACCUCUAUUAAUUGGAAAGAUGUGAAUUCUACAGAUGUAAAUGCUAGCAUUGCCGAGCUUCGAAAACUACCCGACUUGACAGCUCUAGAAUUACAAAUUCGCGAGACUUGGAUGUUGCCAAGGGACUUGCAACUGGUGUUUGAGAAGCUAAAAAGAUACAAAAUAUCUAUUGGAGAUGUAUGGGAAUGGUCUGACAUUAAGGAUGGAAUCUUAAAAACAUUGAUGCUCAAACUUGGUACCAACAUACAUUUGGAGCACGGAAUUAAAACAUUGAUUAGAAGUGUUGAGAAUUUGUACUUGGAUGACGUAGAUGGAAUUCAAAAUGUGCUUUAUCAACUAAAUGGGGAAGGAUUUCCAUUGCUGAGACAUCUCCACGUCCAAAAUAAUGCAAACAUAAUGCACAUUGUUGACUCAAAAGAGAGGAAUCAAAUCCAUGUGUCAUUUCCCAUCUUGGAAACGCUAGUACUUGAUAAUCUUAAGAACUUAGAGCAUAUAUGUCAUGGUCCACUUUCAAUUUCUUCUUUUGGAAGUCUUGGUGUUAUCAAAGUAAAAAAUUGCGUCCAGUUAAAAUAUCUUCUCUCCUUUACAAUGGUAAAAGAACUUUCCCAUCUUUCUAAGAUUGAAGUUUGCCAGUGCAAUUCUAUGAAGGAGAUAGUGCUCGAAGACAACAAUUCAAGUUCAAAUAAUGAUAGAGCUAAUGAAAAAAUUGAGUUUCUUCAGUUGCGUUCUUUGACUUUAGAACAUUUGGAGACACUUGAUAAUUUCUUCUCUAAUUAUUUGACACACUCCAGAAGUAUUCAAAAGUAUCAAGGUUUAGAACCAUAUGUUUCUCCUCCAUUUUUCAAUGCUCAGGUUGCAUUUUGUAAUUUGGACACCCUUGAAUUGAGGUCACUUAAUUUGAGUAAAAUUUGGGAUGACAAUCAUUAUUCUAUGUACAACUUGACUAGCUUGAUUUUGGAGAAUUGUGGCGGGUUGAAGUACUUGUUCUCUUCUACUGUGGUUGGAAGUUUUAAGAACCUCAAACACCUUGAAAUACGCAACUGUCCUUUGAUGGAGGAGAUAAUAGUUAAAGAAGAGAGAAACAAUGCAUUGAAUAAGGUUCCUUUUUUCAAGUUAGAGAAAAUAAUAUUGAAGGACAUGGACAACUUGAAGACAAUAUGGCACCACCAGUUUCAGUCAUUGAAGUCCUUGGAUAUCAACAAUUGUGAGAAAAUUGUGAUAGUUUUUCCUUCUUCAAUUCAAAAAACUUAUAAUAAGCUAGAGAUGUUAGAAGUUACAAAUUGUGCUUUGGUGGAAGAGAUAUUUGAAUUGACUAUCAGCUGUGUAGAGGAUACAACACAUUUGAAGGAAGUUACUAUAGAUGGAUUGCCGAAGUUGAAAAAGAUAUGGAGCGGAGAUCCUCAAGGAAUUCUUAGUUUUCAAAAUCUAAAAUAUAUUCAUCUAAAGGGUUGUGAAAGUUUGGAGUAUCUAUUACCAUAUUCUGUAGCCACUCGUUGUUCACAUCUCGAAGAAGUUACGAUAAACGAUUGUGCAAGCAUGAGUGAAAUUGUUGCAGAGGAGAAAGAAUCUAGAUUGUGUGCUGCUCCCAUAUUUGAGUUUAGUCAAUUGGUUACUCUAGUGCUUUGGAACUCAUGCAAACUCAAGGGUUUUUAUGCUGGAAAGCAUACUUUAUCAUGUCCAUCUUUGAAGAAAAUCGAUGUUUCGAAAUGUUCAUCUUUGAAUUUGUUUAGAACUCUUUCAACAAGCAGCUCUAUAAGUAGUUUUCAAUAUGACAAACUCUCAGUCACAACUCAACAGCCACCUUUCAUUGCUGAAGAGGUGAUUCCAAACUUGGAGGAGUUGAGGAUAGGACAAAAGGAUGCUGUCAUGAUAUUGCAAGCCCAACACUCAACUGCCCUCUUUACCAAACUGUCAUUUCUUGGUUUGGGGAUGUAUAACAAUGAAGAGGCUAUAUUUCCUUAUUGGUUUCUUAUCAAUGUGCAUACUCUUGAGUGGUUAGUUAUUGAGUGGAGUUGCUUCAAGAAGAUAUUUCCAGAUGAAAGACAAAUAAUUGAGAAGACUAGUGCACGGAUCAAAAAGCUGACAUUGAGUUUAUUACAUAAACUUGAACAUAUAUGUGACGAAGGAUCUCAAAUUGACCCAGUUCUUGAGUUCCUUGAAUGCUUAUGGGUUUUUGGCUGUUCUUGUCUGACAAAUCUGUUGCCUUCCUCUGCCACCCUCAAUCAUCUGGAUUAUCUAGAGAUAACAUGUUGCGAUGGGCUAAAAAGUUUAAUUACAACUUCUACAGCCCAAAGUUUGGUCAAACUCACAACACUUAAGGUAAAAGACUGUAAAUCACUUGAAGAAGUAAUUACCGGAGUAGAUAAUGUUGACAUUGUAUUUAUUAGUUUGGAAGUUUUGAUGUUGGAAUGUUUGCCAAGCUUCAAGAAAUUUUGCUCUAGUAAGUGCUUCUUGAAGUUUCCAUUGUUGAAGGAAGUAAUUGUGAGAGAAUGUCCUUACAUGAAGGUAUUUUCAGAGGGAAACACAAGUACACCAAAUCUUCGAAAAAUUAAAAUUGCAGACAAUAAAGAAGAAUGGUUUUGGAAGGGAAACCUUAAUGAUACAAUAAACAAAAUGUUUGAAGAUAAGGUUGCAUUUUCUAAAUUCAAAUAUUUAGCCUUAUCCGACCACCCUGAGUUAAAGGAUUUGUGGUAUGGUCAAGUUGAUCAUCAGAAUGUAUUUGGCAAUCUGAAACUUCUAGUGGUGCAAAGAUGUGAUUUCUCAUCACAUGUACUUUUUCCUUCAAAUGUUGUUCAUGUGCUACAUGGAUUGGAGAAACUAGAGGUAAACGACUGUGAUUCAUUAGAAGUCAUAUUUGAUGUGAAAGGAAUGAAGUCUAAUGAAUUAAUAUUGAUAAAACAAUACAGUCAAUUGAAAACAUUGACUUUGUCCUGCUUACCAAACUUAAAGCACAUAUGGAACGAGGAUCCUCACGAAAUUAUGAACUUUGGAAACCUAUGCUCGGUGGUUAUUUCUUCGUGCCAAAGAUUGUUAUAUAUCUUUUCAUUGUUACUAUGCCAAGAUCUUGGAAAUCUUGAAAUGCUUAAGAUACGGUCUUGCGGAGUCGAGGAUAUUGUUGCAAUGAAAGAAGGAUCAAUGGAAAUCAGUUUUAAUUUUCCCCAACUAAAUACACUGGCACUUCAUUGUUUGUCAAAUCUAAAAAGUUUCUAUCAAGGAAAACAUACUUUAGAGUGCCCUUCAUUGAAGACUUUGAAUGUAUAUCGUUGUGAAACAUUAAGAAUGUUUUCCUUCAACAAUUUAGACUUGCAACAACCUGAUGAAAAUUCUCAACAAGCUAUUUUUUCUAUGGAAAAGUUAAGCACCAACUUGGAGGAUUUGUCAAUAAAUGCAAAGGAUGCCUUUAGAAUGUUGAAUGAUUACUGUCAAGAAAAUAUCUUUCCUAAAAUACGACAUCUUCGUUUGCAAUGUUUCGAUGAAACUCCAGCUAUUUUUCUCAAUGAUUUCCAUGCAACAUUUCCUAAUCUAAAAACUCUUACAUUGUGGAAUUGUUCUUUUAAAAUAUCAUUCCCUUCAAAAGGAACUCCUCACAAUCUCAAUGACAAACUUUCUAAGCAAAUAAAAGUGUUGUGGCUUUAUGAAAUGGAAAAGAUCAUGUAUAUUUGGCAUGAAGAAUUUUCGUUGGAUCUUGAAGGUUUAUGUGUACAUAGCUGUCCAAGUUUGAUAAGCUUGGUACCAUCGUCAACAUCUUUCACAAAUAUAAUCUAUUUGAUUGUGGAUGAUUGCAAAGAGCUGAUUUACUUGAUAACAUCUUCAACAGCGAAAAGCUUAGUUCAGCUUACAGAAUUAAAAAUAACGAAUUGUAAGAAGGUGUUGGAUGUUGUGAAGAUUGAUGAUGUAAAAACAGAGGAAGACAUCAUAUUUAAAAAGUUGAAAAAUUUGGUAUUAACUUCUCUGUUAAGUUUAAGAAGCUUCUCCAAUGGGAAACAGCCAUUCAUAUUCCCAUCUUUGGUGCUUAUCUCUGUUGAAGGAUGUCCUCAAAUGAAGAAUUUCUCAUUAGGAGUUACAGAAGCACCACACCUAACAGGAAUUGAAGUUGAAGACAAAAAUAUACGAUGGAAAGGUGAUCUUAACACAACUAUUGAACAAUUGUUCAUAGAAAAGGAAGCCCCCCAUUGUAAUAGGACCAUCAUAUCAUCAUAUUUGCAAGAUGAUGAGAUUGCAUGCGAAGAUGAUGUUCAGGUCGCAUGCCAAGAUGGUAUCAAUGCAGAUGCUAAGGAGUGAUCGACAAAGCUGUAACAGCGUAGUAUAUUUUCGGGGUGUGAAUUACAAUGCUCACACUAUCUUUAAUGGCAAGAAAUACAGAUCCAUAUUUUUUCAGACUAUCUUCAACUUUGAUCACAUCAUUCUCUACUAUCUCUUUGGUCAUCCCUAACUAUGGAAAUACUUUACUUGCCGCAUCUCGUAUGAGAUUUUUGUUAUUUAUUUAUCAUAGUUUUAUUUUAUGAAAAAAAGAGUUUAGUUAAUAUAAAAUAGUCUAAUUUUAUACUCCAUUCUUCCCAUUUCUUAUAUUUUUAUUGCUUUUGCAAUUUUAAAAUAGCUUGACAUAUAUUAAUGUAAACUGGUUAGAAAAAUGGGUCUCUCAAUGUAUCUGUUGUUGUGCCAUUUGUAAAGAAUAACAAAAAAAAAAAGUUUUUACUUCAGUUGAGUCAGAUUUUACAUCUCAAAUUUUUGUUUUGAACAAAUUUUUUUCAUCUUUGUUAUUCUCAUGGUCAUACUCCAUGAUAUAGUAGAGAAUAGUUUAACGAAGGUUUUGAUAGUUUGAGAACCCUCUCAAAUUUUUGAGAGGCUCUAAAUUUUUGUUUUGAACAAAUUUUUUUCAUCUUUGUUAGUCUCAUGGUUAUACUCCAUGAUAGUAGAGAAUGGUUUAACAAAGGUUUUUGAUAGUUUGAGAACUGUCUCAAAUUUUUGAAAGGCUCUAUGUAAAAAAAGUUGAAGUUAUCUUCACUUAAGUAAUGCAUUUAUUGAGAUUAUAUUUAACC
Molecule: messenger RNA, 9451 nt
Organism: Vicia villosa (hairy vetch)
Lineage: Eukaryota; Viridiplantae; Streptophyta; Magnoliopsida; Fabales; Fabaceae
Exons: 13
Coding region: 2466-8693 (2075 amino acids)
Molecular function (GO): ATP hydrolysis activity; protein binding; ADP binding
Source: RefSeq, a predicted model, not a curated record